AUGAUUGACCCUCUCAGUUUGCUGGUCCUUUUUGGUGUAGCUGGCAGCAGCCAGCUCGCUUAUGCAUCGCCCGUGACGCAGAAAGCUGAGGCUACAAGGGCAACUUCAUACUCCUACAGUUCUUUUACCUACACGCAGGUCACUUCAACUCGCUAUGCUACUUCACUGAGUGCACCGCUGUCUUUUGCUACCCCAUUCGCUCCAGCAUUUAGCAAGGCGUCAACUCUGCUUCCCAGUAAUGUGACCUAUACAACAUACUCCUUGCAGCCAAGCCAGACUCUCUCUCCAGACGGAGAAUAUGGCCAGAGUGCAUAUGCUGCAUUGUGGGCCAACCUGUCGUAUACUUCUGCGCCUCCAAUCACAACUACCGUCUCCCCUACACCAGUACCCUCUAGCGAGCUGGUAUACCCUCCAACUCUGUACAACAGAAUUGACUAUGCAGACCUGAAGCUCCCAUCUGAUUUUAUUUGGGGCGUCGCAGCCAGCGCAUGGCAGAUCGAAGGAGGCCUCAAGCUCGAAGGCCGCGGCACAUCUAUCCUCGACACCAUCGGUGCUAUCCAGAGUGACGACAACUCCUCAGAUGCCAACAUCGCCGACCUAAGCUACUACAUGUACAAACAGGACAUUGCGCGACUAGCCGCCAUAGGCAUCCCAUACCUCUCCUUCAGCAUCUCCUGGCCACGCAUCGUCCCUUUCGGCGUAGCCAACUCACCCGUCAACACCGAGGGACUCCAGCACUACGACGAUGUGAUUAACACCUGUCUUGAAUACGGCAUCACCCCUAUCGUAACCCUAAACCAUGUCGACUUCCCGACAGCCCAAGCAGCCGACUACUCCACCCUCACGGACAACUUCCUCUACUAUGCGAAGCAAGUAAUGACCCGCUACGCAGACCGGGUCCCCUACUGGGUGACCUUCAACGAGCCCAACAUCGGCAUCGGCACGAGCUUCACCUCUUACAACGACCUCACGCAUGUCCUAACCGCACACGCGGCCGUCUACCACUGGUACAAAGAGGAACUGCAAGGCACGGGCCAAAUUACCAUGAAGUUCGCCAACAAUCUCGGCGUUCCCCUGGAUCCCUCCAACAGCAGCCACGUCGACGCCGCCCUCCGAUACCAAGACUUCAUCCUGGGAAUUAUGGCCAACCCAUUAUUCCUCGGCGAACAAUACCCCUCGACUGUCCUCAACACGCCUAACCUUAACCUCACCCCACUCACCCAAACCCAACUCUCUACUAUCAACAACACCGUCGACUUCUGGGCCUUCGAUCCCUACGUCGCGCAAUUCGCCCUCCCCCCUCCAGAAGGAAUCUCCGCCUGCGCAGCCAACUCUUCCAACAGCGCCUGGCCCGAAUGCGCCACCCUAACCAUGAUCCAAUCCGACGGAUGGCUGAUGGGCGACAUGUCUAAUGCAUAUUCCUCCAUCGCGCCACAGUACGUCCGCCAGCAACUAGGGUAUGUCUGGAACACAUUCAGGCCGUCAGGGAUAGUGAUCGCAGAGUUUGGAUUCAACCCAUUCGACGAAUCGUUAAAGGAGGGCGAUGCCCAGCGAUAUGAUCUGGAACGUACGCUAUAUUACCAGGACUUCCUGGAGGAGAUGCUGAAGGCGAUUCACGAGGACGGAGUGAACGUGAUUGGAACGCUGGCAUGGAGUUAUCUGGAUAACAAUGAGUUCGGGAGUUAUGGGAACCAGUAUGGAAUGCAGAGUGUGAAUCGCACGGAUGGGACGUGGGAGAGGAGGUAUAAGAGGAGUAUUUUCGAUUAUGUGGAUUUUUUCCACGAGCAUGUUAGCAGUUAG
This is a messenger RNA of Aspergillus welwitschiae, 1800 nucleotides long. Its product is annotated as glycoside hydrolase superfamily. NCBI's taxonomy places the organism in Eukaryota, Fungi, Ascomycota, Eurotiomycetes, Eurotiales, Aspergillaceae. The record is from RefSeq and is a predicted model, not a curated record. The coding region runs from base 1 to 1800 and encodes 599 amino acids. Gene Ontology annotation, molecular function: beta-glucosidase activity. Gene Ontology annotation, biological process: carbohydrate metabolic process. The transcript has a single exon.